This is a messenger RNA of Encephalitozoon hellem ATCC 50504, 555 nucleotides long. RefSeq lists its product as uncharacterized. NCBI's taxonomy places the organism in Eukaryota, Fungi, Microsporidia, Unikaryonidae. The transcript has 2 exons. Gene Ontology annotation, molecular function: RNA binding. The record is from RefSeq and is a predicted model, not a curated record. Gene Ontology annotation, cellular component: ribonucleoprotein complex. The coding region runs from base 1 to 555 and encodes 184 amino acids.
AUGCAAUCUGCAAGAAAGACUAAUCAACUGGCCAUUCCUGAUCUCCCGAAGGAGGUAACUGUAAAGGACCUGCUAGAGGCGUUUUCUAAGUAUGGAAAAGAAAUAACGGGCGUUAAGCUUAGCAAGCAAAGAAGAUCCAGAGACGAGGAUCUUAAGGUGGGGUAUGUUGAGUUUGAGACCAUUGAGGACACUGAGAAGGCAUAUGGAGAGGGGAAGGUUCAGGUAGCUGGAGAACCCAGGCAAUUGCACUUUGCAAGAAGAAGAGACCAAAGGAUGAAGGAGAGAGUCAUUGUGUCGAGCAAGAAGGUGUAUAUUUCUGGAAUUCCUGAUGAUACCAACAAGGACGAGCUGUGUUCCCUUUUAGGCAACUGCAAGAUAUCUGGAGACAAAGGUAAGAACUACCUUUUCGCAGAGUACGACAACAGUGAGGAGCAAGAAAAAGCACUGAACAAGAUCAACAACAUGAAGAUCAAUGGGUCGAAGCUAUAUGCAAUGCCUGCUUAUGAGAAGGCAAACAUUGGAAGGAUUGGUAGAAAGAGGAGCGACUCCAAUUAA